Molecule: messenger RNA, 979 nt
Organism: Homalodisca vitripennis (glassy-winged sharpshooter)
Lineage: Eukaryota; Metazoa; Arthropoda; Insecta; Hemiptera; Cicadellidae
Product: protein ANTAGONIST OF LIKE HETEROCHROMATIN PROTEIN 1-like
Exons: 1
Source: RefSeq, a predicted model, not a curated record
UUUGAAGAGAAAUGGAAUUUUCCCCACUGCGUCGGUGCCAUAGACGGCAAACAUAUAGACAUAGUUCCUCCAGCGGAUUCCGGAUCAUAUUAUUACAACUAUAAAGGCAGACACAGUAUGGUACUUUUUGCAAUAGUGGAUGCUAAAUAUCGGUUCCUUUUAGUGGAUUUUGGGACCAAUGGGCGUGUUUCUGACGGAGGUGUUCUUCAAAAUACUAAGUUUUAUGAAACGUUACAGAGUGAUGAACUUAAGAUCCCAAAACCAUGCAAUGUUACUGAACAUUUCAAAGAGGUGCCUUACGUGUUUGUGGCAGAUGACGCAUUUCCCCUGUCAAUUAACAUGAUGAAACCUUUCAGACAAGCACAACUAGAUUCAGCUGUAAAAGAAAUCUACAACUACCGAGUUUCAAGGGCAAGGCACGUUGUCGAGAAUGGGUUUGGAAUACUAGCCUCCAGAUUUCGCAUAUUCCAUACUCAAAUCAAUUUGGAGCCAGAGAACAUAGUAAAGGUAGUAAUGGCAACAUGUGCAUUGCAUAAUUUCUUGAUGCAAACACACCCUACCAUCUACGCUCCACCAAACAGUACGUAUCAAGAGAAUGACGAUGACGCUACUACUAAUGCUGGGUUAGAUACCAAUGAAUCGAAUAUGAUUGCAUUACAACGAGCGAGCUUAGGGAAUGUAAAUGUGGCCGCCAAAAAUCUCAGAGAGGAGUUUGCUACCUACUUCGUCAAUGAAGGCCAAACUUUCAUGGCAAGACCAACGUGUUCUUCGAAACAGAAAUUUAAGUUAAAGACAGUACGUAUCAAGAGAAUGACGAUGACGCUACUACUAAUGCUGGGUUAGAUACCAAUGAAUCGAAUAUGAUUGCAUUACAACGAGCGAGCUUAGGGAAUGUAAAUGUGGCCGCCAAAAAUCUCAGAGAGGAGUUUGCUACCUACUUCGUCAAUGAAGGCAAACUUUCAUGGCAAGACCAACGUGU